AUGGAGCCAGUGUUGGAAGGUUGAUAUCCUGCUGCAUUCACAGAAGCUUCCUGUGCUUCUUUCUUUGGACCAGAAGAUUGCAAGACUAAAGCAUUUGGAGCUUAGUACAGAUAAGCAAAUAGAAGGGGAAGAAAUGGAGGCAGUAAGAGAUUUUACUUUCUUCGGCUGCAUGAUCACUGCAGAUGGUGACAGCAGCCACAAAAUUAAGAGACGCCUGCUUCUUGGGAGAAAAGCAAUGACAAACCUAGACAGCAUCUUAAAAAGUAGAGACAUCACCUUGCCAACAAAGGUCCGUAUAGUAAAAGCUAUGGUUUUCCCAGUAGUGAUGUAUGGAAGUGGGAGUUGGACCAUAAAGAAGGCUGAUCGCCAAAGAAUUGAUGCUUUUGAAUUAUGGUGCUGGAGGAGACUCUUGAGAGUCCCAUGGACUGUAAGAAGAUCAAACGCAUCCAUUCUGAAGGAAAUCAGCCCUGAGUGCUCACUAGAAGGACAGAUCGUGAAGCUGAGGCUCCAAUACUUUGGCCACCUCAUGAGAAGAGAAGACUCCCUGGAAAAGACCCUGAUGUUGGGAAAGAUGGAGGGCACAAGGAGAAGGGGACGACAGAGGACGAGAUGGUUGGAUAGUGUUCUCGAAGCUACCAGCAUGAGUUUGACCAAACUGCGGGAGGCAGUAGAAGACAGAAGUGCCUGGCGUGCUCUGGUCCAUGGGAUCAUGAAGAGUCGGACAUGACUAAACGACUAAACAACAACAACAACAGAUAAGAUACAACUAAGGGAGGGUGGAAUGAUGACCGCAUGUUAGAAGAUGAUUCAUGGUGUAGACAAGUGAUGGAGCACUCCUUAAAUUGUUAGAUUUCAAUUCCCAUCAACCCCAGUCAGCAUGGCCAAUGGUCACAAAUGUUGGGAGCUUUGGUCCAACUACUGGAGGACUGCAGGCUCCCCAUCCCUGUUGUAAAGAAAGUGGAUAGAGAAAUGUUCUUCCUAAUACUAGAUUGGCUGUAGAUUUAGAACAGACAAAAUAGUGUAGCGUUUUCUGAGAAAUGGGUGGGAUAUAAAUUCUUUAAAUUGAUAUUCAGUGCCACAAAAUGUGAUGGCGACAGCUUAGAUGACUUUCAGUGUCAAUUAGAUACAUUCAUGGAGGGUUUAUUAAUGGCAGUUAGCCAUAAUAGCUAUACGAAACCCAAGAGCUUUAUGCAGUUGCCCUUUGUAAAAGGAACUAAGCAUUUGGAAUACAUUGAGGGUCCUCUGCAUCAGAAAAGAAUCAUCUUCUUUUAAAUACAAUAAUACAAAGUCGGGAUAAGCUGGUGCAGUUCUACAGCACAACAGGAACCACAGUUAAUCUGCUGUAGGAAGCUGUAGGUGCACUGCUAGGAGCCCUCACCAUGAAAGUGAUGCACACAAACUCCGUCUAGAUAUGCUUUUUACUGUUGAAGCACUGCUGAAUGAGGUGAAUAGAAUGGUAGUGAGAAUGCAGCAAUGGAGGGUGUGAUUCCAGAUAACUGAGGUGAUGUGUAAGUCCUGUAUAAACCAUGGUUAGGCAUUUCUACAGAUGUUCAUGGGAGUGAACCUCUGAUGUGCCCACAAAUUGGCACACUGAUCUCAUGUCACAUUGGCACCAUUCUAACUAUAAUUUGCUAUUUUCAUCUAGAUAGAUUAAAAAUAAUUAAAUAGUGACUCAUGUUACUGGACAUAUGCCAUGCAUUUAAACCCAUUUCCAAGAAUUAGAUGGUGAGUGGUAAACGACAUCUCUUGCAAUUUAAUUAUGUUGGUGGCUGGAGAGUUGUGAGGUUUUAGCAUUAGGUUACCAGGUAUCAUGUUUUCGUAUUCACAAUUAACAAAUGGAGAGAGCAAGAUGAAUAGGGGCUGAAGGAAAUCAGCUAAGGGGAAUCUCUGAUAUCGUGGUCAUGGCAGCAGCCCAAAGAUUAUAACUCAGGAAACCAGGGGUUUUAAGCUUCUUGGCUGAGGUGCUCCAUGGUCUUCUGGCUUAGUGGUUAGGAUCAUCAACCUCAAGAAUCAUAGAAUCUUGGAGCUGGAAGGGACCCAAGGGUCAUCUAGUCCAGCCCCCUGCAACACAGGAAUCUGAGCUAAAGCAUCGAUGACAGAUGGCCAUCCAACUUGUUCUCCAAAGUGUUUUGCAGAACAAAUAAUUUGGUGCAUUGUGCGGAUAUUUUAAACCUUUCACUUUGUGCCCUCUUGUUGAACAUUUAAGCCUCCACAGUUCAACGUGGACUUUUCUGAAGCUCUUGUGUCAGUGUAUGUUGAUCUAAUAAUGCACAGUAGCAGUACCCAAGUCUUGAAUCAGUGAUCAGAUUGUCAGAUUCUUUUUGCACCUAAGUGGACCAUCAACCCUCAAAAACAUUUUUGAAAGUCCUGGCAAAUAUUGGCUACUGUUUGCGGGGGGGGGGGGGAGGAGAGAGAUCUAAAAAACUUGUUUACCUGCAUUGUACCAAAAAACUUUAGAUAAGAAUCACUUACCCGAAACUCCCGAGUAAUCUUAGCAGUCAAGGGAUAAGCAAAGUCAUCAUAUGGAUUGGUAAUUGCUUAAAAAGCAGGAAGCAGAGAGUAGGAAUAAAUGGACUGUUCUCUCAGUGGAGGAAUGUAAAAACCAGAGUUCUCCAAGGACUGGGAUUAGGAAAGGUGCUUUUAAAAUGGUCCAUUGUGAGGGAUGAGCAGUAAGAACAAGUGGCCUCCAGGUCUGCUGAUGACACCAAAUAAUAUAUUUAAAGUGUUUCAGACAAAAAAGGGAUGAGGAGGAACUCCAAAAGGAUCACUCCGAACUGGGAGAAUUGGCAAAAAAUUGGCAAAUAUGGUUAAAAAACCAAAAUGUGUCCAAAUUUGAGGCCCUCUUUGAGUUUCAGGCUUAGGCCAAAUGGUCUCCUGCCCCUACUCUCUGAUUGGCUCAGGCAGUAGUAACUGUGAAUAGGUGCAGGGCCUUCCCCUGAGUAAAUGAAGCAAUUGCUUCAAAUGCUGAUGCUGAAAUUGGCACCAAUCCUCAAUUUAUUUUGCAAUCCUUUGUUGCUGCCACUGGCAUCCUUAGAAGACUUUCUUUACUGCUGCCUGACAGCACUAACCAGAACUCGGAGAAUGUUUCAUGCCUCCUUCUCUGGUUCUUAGUACCCUUUCACUUUUGCAAGAUCCCCAGCUGCUGCUUUUCUGCUGGCUCUUAUGGAUCUAUCCAUCAUCAUUACUGGCCAACCCAGUAGAUGUUCCCGUGGCUGAACAUACUUCUUUGCUGGGUCAGGCACAGUGCUGUUUGACUCCCUGGCUGCGCUAGUCCCAUCAGCUCCAUAAAAAACAGUAACUUUAUCAAACUUCUGUCUUGUCCCCCACCCCACCUCAAUUGUGCACGGUUUGAAAAAGCAAUCUUCGAUACUGAACUUCCAGUAGAAAAGUUCCGGUGAGAAGCAAUGCCAGCCUUUCUCAACCUUCCCAGAAUGCAAGACCUCAGGGUCAGCCCCUCUUAUAAGCAAAGUGGGGCAAAGCCCUGCCAAGAUUCAGAAUUAACCAAAACUUCCAAAGCCAUGGUUCAAUCUUCCUCCUGUCACACAAUAACAUUAAUAAAUUUUCAGUGGUGGAAAGACUUUCUAGAUCAGGCCUGCGGCCUCCAGAUGUUUUGGCCUACAACUCCCAUGAUCCCUAGCUAACAGGACCAGUGUUCAGGGAUGAUGGGAAUUGUAGUCCAAAACAUCUGGAGGGUUCAAGGUUGGGGAUGCCUUUUCUAGAUGGUUCCAUCCAGCUCCUCUGCCUGGCCGAUCACUAGCAGUAGAUCUGACCCCUGUAUCCAAGGAAGGAAAAACAACUAUCUCACAUAGAAAGGGCUCAGCUUGGGGUAGGUGGGAGCAGUGAUGGCUCUUUCCCCAGCCUUUCUUUCUCUUGGAAGCUAAGGAGGACAAGCUCUCUCUCUCACACACACACAGAGAGAAAGAGAGCACAGAGGGGUGCUAGUUAUCUUAUAAAGGUAAAGGGACCCCUGACCAUUAGGUCCAGUCGCGGAUGACUCUGGGGUUGCAGCACUCAUCUUGCUUUACUGGCCAAGGGAGCCGGCGUACAGCUUCCGAGUCAUGUGGCCAGCAUGACUAAGCCACUUCUGGCGAACCAGAGCAGCGCAUGGAAACACCAUUUACCUUCCCGCUGGAGCAGUACCUAUUUAUCUAUUUGCACUCUGACGUGCUUUCAAACUGCUAGGUUGGCAGGAGCUGGGACCGAGCAACGGGAGCUCACCCCGUUGUGGGGAUUCAAACCGCUGACCUUCUGAUCAGCAAGCCCUAGGCUCUGUGGUUUAACCCACAGCGCCACCCGCGUCCCAGAGUUAUCUUAUAGUUUUCUUCAAAUUUAAGUUCAGAGCUGAAGGUUUAAAAAUGCUGUAGAUCUUCUUUCUUUGCAUCUUUUUUUUCUUUAGCAAAGUAGGAAACCCUCCCUGUUGCUUCUCUGGUUACUUAUGAAGACACCUGGUCUUUAGGGAAAUCACUCUGAGUAUGUGCAGAACCAAUGCAUGAUUCUGAUAUAGUCUGGUGCUAGCACAUGGGGCUAUUCUCGAAGCAGUGCUCCUAUAUCUGCUAUCGUGGCUGUGCUGGAUUACUCUCAUAGCAACAGAUGGAGUGGGAGCCUUCCUUGUAGGGCUGAAAUUCAGGUAGUCCAAUCAGUCAUAUUCCUUUUGUCCCACUCUCUGCAGAGGUCACCCAACAAGGUAACCAAAGAUGACUCAGUACCAUAGUCAGACCUGUAUCAGAUUGGAAUGGAUCUAAAUCUGUGCUAUCUAAGAUUAUUUGCAGCUGCCCCACCACAACCCUCUCCACCACCUUCCCCAUGAAGAGAGUAUUUGCAAAUGGUCAAUAGUUGUUCCAGUCCAGACCUGGUUUCUUUAGAAGUUGCCACACAACUGCAUCUUUCAAGGCAGCAGCGACCAGCCCCUUGCACAAUGAAGCAUUAACCGUGCUCUGGACUCAACCAGUCAGACCUCCUCUGUUGGAUUAAAUAAGCCAGGAGGGACAGGGGCUAAGGGGGCACAUGGUGGGAUGUGUUGCCAUCGGCACCUUGUCCCCAUCGGCAGACGGUGUGAACUGAAACCGAUCCCACAAUCACCAAAUCUGGCAUUGGGUACUUCAACUUGAGCUGAAUCAACUGCAGAGUCAAGAUCAAGUGGAAAGACAACAAAAUACAAAGUACAAUCUGUGACUAGAUGAGCCCUGGGGUCUGGUCCCUUCCAAUUUUAGAAUUCUAUGAUUCUGUGACAAUUUAAUUUGAACUUAAAUGUGUGCAAAAUGACCCUUCACAGCAGCAGUGAUGUAGGGAAAGGGGAAAUCAUAGUCUCUGUUCACACUCAAAUGAAUAGAAUUGAAUUUAGUGGUUGAAGAAAAAGAUGAGGGAAAAGAGAGAUAUACAUGAACCUGAGGUAAGAGCAGGUGGGUGAGAUAAGAGAUCUUAAGAAAGGGCAGAUCACUGUGGAAUAGAUAACAAGCUUCUAAUGAAUGGUGUAGAUCAAGUGAAUCUAUACAAAUGUUCACAUGUUCCAUGUGAUCCUAGAAUCUGUAUUGGUGCAAGAUCUGGAAUUUGUAUAAUCAGCCCUCGACAUCUUGUUUGUUGUUGUUUAGUCAUUUAGUCGUGUCCGACUCUUCAUGAUCCCAUGGACCAGAGCACGCCAGGCACUUCUGUCUUCCACUGCAUCCUGCAGUUUGGUCAGACUCAUGUUUGUAGCUUCGAGAACACCGUCCAACCAUCUCGUCCUCUGUCGUCCCCUUCUCCUUGUGCCCUCCAUCUUUCCCAACAUCAGGGUCUUUUCCAGGGAGUCUUCUCUUCUCAUGAGGUGGCCAAAGUAUUGGAGCCUCAGCUUCACGAUCUAUCCUUCCAGUGAGCACUCAGGGCUGGUUUCCUUCAGAAUGGAUGCGUUUGAUCUUCUUACAGUCCAUGGGACUCUCAAGAGUCUCCUCCAGCACCAUAAUUCAAAAGCAUCAAUUCUUUGGCGAUCAGCCUUCUUUAUGGUCCAACUCCCACUUCCAUACAUCACUACUGGGAAAACCAUGGCUUUAACUAUAUGGACCUUUGUUGGCAAGGUGAUGUCUCUGCUUUUUAAGAUGCUGUCUAGGUUUGCCAUCGCCUUUCUCCCAAGGAGCAGGCGUCUUUUAAUUUCGUGACUGCUGUCACCACCUGCAGUGAUCAUGGAGCCCAAGAAAGUAAAGUCUCUCACUGCCUCCAUUUCUUCCCCUUCUAUUUGCCAGGAGGUGAUGGGCCCAGUGGCCAUGAUCUUCGUUUUUUUUAUGUUGAGCUUCAGACCAUAUUUUGCACUCUCCUCUUUCACCCUCAUUAAAAGGUUCUUUAAUUCCUCCUCACUUUCUGCCAUCAAGGUUGUGUCAUCUGCAUAUCUGAGGUAGUUGAUAUUUCUUCUCGACUUCUUAGGUAUGGAAAAAUAUAACGCAUAUCUCCUUUUGCAGAUGUCAUGGCAGUUCUUCAUCUUCACCUAUCAUACAAUUGGCCAGAGAUGAGUCCAACAUGCACUCUGUCUGAAUUUCAUUUUGCAACAUCCAUACACUGCGAAGUGGGGUAAGUACAUUGACUAAUUUUGUUUCUGUGUUUUGUGUGUGGGUAGGGCAGAGUCAUUUGGGGCAGUAUGCACUUGAAAUUUCUCCUGUGUAAUCUCCAUUUAAUCAAAGACCUGUGGAGGAUCAUGAUUGUGUCACUGGAUAAUCACUUCAACAGAGGCUGCUGUGUUGACAUAGAUGGUUAUUAUAUGCUGCCAGGAAUAUGUAUUUUCCAUAUCAUAAAACUUCCCACAUGGGUUCAUGGUAAUUUCAUGCCUCUGAAUAUCAGUCACUGGGGAUCCCAAGCAGGAAGGUACUGUUGCCCCCAGGCCUUCACUGUGGGUUUCCCAGUGCCAUCUGGUUGCCCAUGGUGGGAAAAAUGUUUCUGGACUCGAUCGACCUUUGGUUUGAUUCAGAAGACCUUUCUUAUGUUCUUAAGGUGUAUGCAAGUUCUCUUUCUUUUCCUCCUCCACCCUUGUUGCCACAGAGAAGAUUCCAAUAAGCCGUUAGCAUAGUUGCAACCUCUGUGCUGCAGUUUUGUAAGAAGGAGUGGCAACUAGAUGAUGGGGAUUCUAUCUCCUGUGAUAUGUUGCAACCAUUAUGGUCAAUUAGCUGCACCAGUCUGCGAAUAGCUUUUCAUCCUAUUAUUUGGCAGAUGUAGAUCUGAGAUGAUACAAGUCUUCAUUAAUCGUAUCUCUAUUAUAUGCUUUAAAAUUCUCUGAUGAAGGAUGCCACCGACAGGAUUGCAACAUGUGUUCCUGCGAUGAGAGAAAAGGUAUUGGGGAACUAGUUGAAAAGACUUUGUUCUCCAUUUUGUUGGGUGUGUGUUGGAGCUCUUGCUUAUUUAGCACACCAAUUUUAGAUGCUAAAUUCCUCUCCCUUACUUUCAAAACAAUGCAUCAAUAAACACAUGUGCAAAAAGAAUUAAUGGAUGGAGAGUGAUUCCCCCCCAACACAUCCAUUAAUGUUGCAUACAAAAAUCUAAAUGUAAAGAAUCUAGGUAGCAAGAUCAAAUGUAUUUGUGGUUAUAACAGAAGGAACACGAAACACACGGCAAAGCAGAUACGUCAAGGCUGGCUUUCCUGGGUAAGAAAGAGUUAAUCCCUGUGGGGUUUUCAUGUACGUCAGAGCAGGUUCCUGUCUGUGCAGCGCUCAGCUUGGAUUGAGAGCUUUUGUUCCUUGUUAUUUUUCAUGAUUUCUUUGCAUUUAGUGGUGUGGGUUCCCCUCCCUUCCUUUUUAUAAGAACCACACUUUAAAGCAUGGCAACAGAGGUUAAAUUUACUGCUGUCUUCUUUUUCCAGUGAGCAGGUACUUAGUAUACAUAGGGAAGGCUAGGCACCACCAGCCUUGGUUCUCCACUGCUUACGCUUUACGCAUUACAGUGUUAUCAUCACAGCCUGCAGAAAAGACCACACCUUUCCCUCCCAUUUACAUUUUAUUUUAACUAAAAAGAGAAAAACGAACAUUUUUUAAAAAUGUAAUUUUUUUUUAAAAAAUGUAAAAAAAAUGUAGUCCACAUCAGAAAAAAAACCUAAACUGACAGAAUCAUGGCAUUUGUAAUCUUCAGAGCGACUGAAAAUGGACCUAACAUCGUAUCACAGAAUAGAGGAAACUUUAUUAUCCUUAACAACAAGGUUCUAUAGUUUCUAUACCAGUUAACUGCAAAUGGUGACUGUUAAAUGGCAUUUCAAUCUUGGGGUUGCUCCAGAUGAUCCUUCACGUUCACUUACACUUCUUCCAAACCUCCAAAGCAGCAUUUAGAUGUCGAUAUGACACAGUGCAGAGAUACCUGGGCUAUGGAGAUUUUGGGUCACUCCCCACAGGAGGCUUUUAAGGCAUACUACACAUCUAAAAAGUUUUAUGUAUACACCUAAUAAUAUAACGUGUGUGCAUGACAGGUGUCUUUUUUUUCCAGCUGUGUGGGUGAAGGGUGAACUACACAACAGGAGGCUGGAAGUGACCACAUCUCCACACCUUGUGUAGAUACACACUUGCUGCUAUGUAAUGUGUGAAGAGGUCUAUCUGUCUCAAUUGUCUCAUUCAAUGCAGAAAAACCUGCCUUUGUAGCUAGCUGUGUAGCUUUGCUUCCAUUAAUGCCUAGUCACCUUGGUACCAGGUGUGAAAUGGGGGAUAGUUGGGUAUGGUUAUGUAUAGAGUCUAGCCUAGCUACGAACAGCAAAGCAACAUGUUGUUUCAAGGACAGGAAUCACUAGUUUGGGGUAGCUAAUGCAAUGCCCUCUUGACGUUGUUGGACCCCAGCCUCCACCAGUGCCAGCUGGCAUGGUCAAUGAUCAGGGAUUAUGGUGGGCACCAUGUUCACUACCUGGGCUGUAGCUGAAAACUAUUAACAGGGACAAAGGCAUAAGACCGGCUGGUAAAUACAGACAUGGAUGGGGUGAAAUCCACAGGACAAUUGCCUGAGGAAUAUAUUGCAUUGGAGGACAGACCGUUCCUGACCAGAUCUCUUUAAUUCAUGUUUCCAUUGCUAAAUUGUAUGACUCAGUGGCGUCGGGGAGCUUUUCACUGCAACCAAAUCGUUCUGAUUGCUUAAGCCUCUGGAAGGAUUAUGAGUGUGUGUUUUAAACUUCAGCCUUUUCUGUCUCAGACUUGGUUGCAUGAAUCUUUCUCAUCCUAAGUACAUGGGAAAUAAGGAGCUCCUUAAUAUUCACUGGGCUGUUGUCUUCAUCGGAGUUAUGUCUUCUGUUCCGAUAUAGAGUCAAAGCAGUCCUUUUAGAAUGGUGCCCUCUUGUGCCAAAAAAAAGCAUCUCUUUCUCUGUGCAGCUAGGAACAUAAAUGCUCUAUCAGAUUAUUCAAAAUUUCCACAUUCCCCACUUAGCUUUCCUUACUGUUUUAUAUGCAUCCGAUGCCCACAACACAAGACCGAAGUAUGCUGCCAAGAGUUGAAUUCAAAAACCUUUUUUUAAAAUAUAAAAACAAAACAUGAAUUAAGUGAGGUGAGAUGGGAGGAUGUUGCUGGGGAACCAGGGAAGGAAGAGGUAGUGGUGAGCACUUUUAGGUUUAUAAGCAAGCUGAACACUCCUCUCUCACACCGACUCCCAACAAAUGGGCAACAAGUUCAACUAUGAAUGUAUUAGGAAAAAAUGGUCACCUUUGACGCCAGUAAGAUGUCUUUCAUUCUUUAUCAGUGGGAUAAGGAUGGAGGGCAGGAAAUCCCUUUUCAGGCCACCUUCAACUACAUAUGGCAGAGGAAUCCCAAACUUAACCCUCUUUUUGAAAAAGACCAACCUCCCCCCCACCUUCCUGGUGUCUUUAACUGUAAUCUUUCUACAGAGAGCAAAGGACAAAGCCAAAAACAAAAUCUACACAUUAGAAUUUAUCCACAUUGCUAAUGACCUUUCCUUGGCUUUGAUUUUUUUAUUUAUUUAAUAUUGUUAUCCUCAUGGAUUUAGCUCUUGCAGGUGAGUAGAGGCAGCUUAUACAUAUGAGUAUUUGUUCUGCUUAUAUCACAGCUGUGCUUAAAAUAGGAUCCAGCCGCCACCUGGAGGAUUCCAGAAGUGUUGACUACAUUUUCCCUUUACCACUUUUGGCUGCUCUGCAGCCUCAUAGUUUAAUGUGGUGUUGGUGUGUACUGGGGAAGAAUUCUUGUCAUUUCUAGAAAUCUGCAAGCCUUGGAUUUUCCAAGAUAGGGAGGCACCAUGCAUCCUUGGAGUCCUAUAUUGUUAUGAGCUCCUGGCUUCUCUGAAUAGUAGCAGAACUUUCGGGGUUUAUCCAAUGGCAUUUCUGUAAUAUUUAUUUAUAAAUAUGCAAAGGUGGUGACCAGCAACAGCAAAUCCAUAACCAGUCAUUAGAUCCUCAGAGAGGCAGCCUUGUGCCUCAAGACACCCCCAGUUAGGGUGGCUGUUCAUUAGUCGUGGAAAUCUAGUAUAAAAGAUUGACAACCCAUACUGCCCUUGUGAAAUGGCCACUUUCUACUUAUUUCCAUCAAGGGUCCUUUAAGUUAUCAAAAUUCAGGAAGAUGAAGCUAUUGUGUGGUCAAGAGUGUUUAAACUCAGGUGCUUAGAGAAGGAGACUGUGUAGGAUAGUAUCUCUCAUGUGUAAAAGAAACCCUUUCAAUGGGAAGAUCAAGUUUCUUCCCGUGGAAGGGGCAUAAAGAAAAGAUGAGGUAUCUGUUUUUAUGAGUCACUUAUUAGGUUUGUUCUGAAAAAGUGAACAGACCUUAUUUUCCUGGAAAAAUGAGCACACUUUCAAAUUCUUGAGUUUUAUUACUUAUUUUCACUCCAAUCUGUGGAAGGUAAGCAUGCCAUUUUAUCAACAGAUAUACAACAUGUCUAUAUAUUGUUACGCACUAUCCCAAUCUUCUCAGUAGUGAGAUAUUCCAGGGUCUGUGUUUCCUUUUGGAAAAAUGAGGCACAGUAGAUAUUGUAGUGUCUUUAUGAUACAGUAUAUGGUUUAUUUACACAGAUAUAUAACCUGAGUUUUCGAUGGAGAGGUUCCCAGUACCACACACCAAGAGCGCCUUGCUUCUUCCCAAGAUACAGUCCUGGAUUCAAAUUGUCCUCAGGCAUCUCUCUGCCUCCUGCUUUCUGCUUGUCACAUUACUCCUACCUUCUAAGCUUUUGGCCCACAUUGCUUCCUCUCGCUCUUCUCUUAAGCUUUUGGCUUUAUCUCCUAAGUGAAAGAGUCCCCACCCCUCUGCCAUCUCUCAAAGAGUUUCUUUGAUGCUUUGUUGUCCUAAUGGCCCAUUCCUCAGGUGACUACCUCAACACAGGAAGCUUAGACAAGCUUAAAGGUAAAGGUAGAGGGACCCCUGACCAUUAGGUCCAGUCGUGGCCGACUCUGGGGUUGCAGCGCUCAUCUCGCUUUACUGGCCGAGGGAGCCGGCGUACAGCUUUCGGGUCAUGUGGCCAGCAUGACUAAGCCGCUUCUGGUGAACCAGAGCAGCGCGCGGAAACGCCGUUUACCUUCCCGCCGGAGCGGUACCUAUUUAACUACUUGCACUUUGAUGUGCUUUCAAACUGCUAGGUUGGCAGGAGCAGGGACCGAGCAACGGGAGCUCACCCCGUCACGGAUUCGAACCGCCGACCUUCUGAUUGGCAAAUCCUAGGCUCUGUGGUUUAACCCACAGCGCCACAUGCUAAUUCCAGAAGAUUUAGAAGCAUCUAAUACACAGGCUUAAAUACACACAGGCGUAGCAGUUUUAACACUGACCCUUAAUUAGAUUCUGAUACCUACUGAACCCAGUAAUUAAGGGUUUAGCACCCACAAACUCAUAAUAAUAUUGUAACCUGAUGCCUAUCUCUGAUUAAAUUCUACAGUAGUCCCAUAUAGAAGAUCCAUGUAAUCUUCUUCUGAAAUAUGCAUGAACAUACAUCAGCUUCAUUUCUGACGCCCCCAAACAUCAAGAAGCAUGGAAUCAAAUCUCAUGGACUCAUCACCUCAUCAUAUUCCUUAAUGGCAGAUGUUGUAGGCAUGGGCAGAGUCUAUGCUUGUGGGAUUUGUUUUUAUAAAAACUCUUGAGAUCCACCAAGCAGCGCUAGGUACAAGGUAGUGGUUGGCAAAGGCAGAAAAAUGGUUUCUCAAGUGGUGGAAGCAAGUGCAAUGGGAACAGAAAACCGGGUGCAAGAAAGCAGACCUCCAGACCAUUUUCCAGAGAAAGAGCAAUGACCUGAUCUGCCAGAAUGCCAUGAUUGACCUUUCCUGCUCUUCAGGUGAAAGAGACUGAAAGCUUCUUAAUUAUUUUGGGAAAAUAUCAUUUCAGUAUUUCUCUCUGCUGCAUACAAAUUAGCAAUAUGUAAGUUAUGGAUUUAGAAAAAAGGUGAAGGCACACAACCCCGAGUUUUACUGGUUACUUAUCUAGCAAUGCAACAGUGUUCAUAACUUAAUGAAAAUGGAACUUGGUUCUAACUGUGCAUUUCUGUUUACAGGUUAUGUUGCAGGACACUCAAGAGAGGGUGCCUCCCACUAUACUUCGUAGGCAGGGUCUCCAGGCAGAAGAGUGGCACUCAAGACCAAACCAGCAGAGCCAUAAUAAGCUCCUCAACCCCAUGAUGAAAAUGUUCAUCCCACCCCUGGAAUCUCAGGAACCAUGCAGAAAAUUUUAAAAAGGUGUGGGGUGAAGAAAACAACCUCAGGACGAACAAAGGCACUAAAUAUCACAUGCUAUAUGACAAAUAACCAAGGCAAAGAAUCAGAAAAACAAUUCUAGAAGGCAGCAGAGGACAACAAACUAGAGAAGGAGAGAUAACAUAAGGAAAAAAGAACAGUGAUAAGUUGCAGGAAAGGAUCAAUCAGCUAGAUCCCCCCCCCCCGCCCCAAGACAAGAAAGAAAAGGGUAAGUCUGGCGGGAAGGACAAUUCCACCUGGAAAAGGACUUGAAUAGCUUGAGUCAUAGAAUGGGAAGGGACCAUGAGGAAUCUUUCACCCAAUGUGGGGCUCCAACCCAUGACCCUGAGAUUAAGAGUCUCAUGCUCUACUGAGCUAUAGAUGAACAGUUCCAAGGAUCCUCCCUACCAAGUCCAAUGGGAAGGAUCAUCCUCACUACAGAAUGUCCUCUGGCCUAAUCUGGCAAAAAUGUAAUUAUCCUAGUCCUCACUGCUUUGCAAUCCAACAAUGGCAAUGAGUGUUGGAGCAGAUUUCCAUGUGUGCUUAUCUUGCUGAAGCUGAAGAUGCAGGCUGGAUGUGCAAGGUAUGUAUGGUGAUGCACCUGCCUACCAUAUUUAAAGGAACUUGUGAGCCUCUGUUUUGGACCAUCAGUUGUGACCUACAUGUACGUCUAGCUCAGUGGGAGCCAUUGUCAUUUGCGUUUUCAAGCCUUCAGCAGUAACUAGGGUCUGGCAUGCCUGAUCUCCAAGUUGACAGUAGGCAGGAGCUGGCUGCUCUUAGUUCCUAGUUGAUCAUAUGUAAUGAAUGCAAACUUUUAGAAAGAUUUUGCAAUAUGUUGUUUGCAGAGGAGAAAAAGUCUGAGGAGGGGAGUCUGCUCUAGGGGUGUAAGCUUUCCCUGUGUCUUAAAAGUUCAGACACUGCUGCAUUCUAAUUUGCAGCACAUGGACAAGUGUGAACCUAUUCUCCCACUCAAUGCAGCUGGAAGUGUGUGGAGUCAAAUGCCCAGAGAGUCACAUAUAGAACACAAUCCAAAGACCACUUGUACUCCAGUGUAACAAAGCUGAACCUGAUCCCUAUUGUACAUUCAAUACAACUUAAGGCAAUUGCACCACAUUUGUUGUAAAAGACAUUUGACUAUAUAAAAAGAGAGGCCAGCAUUCUCUUCAUUAACAUAAUUCUUUAUUUUUGUUCCAAGUUAUGUGCCCUUGUUGAUUCAACAAUGAGACAUGGAGCUUCAAGUCCUUCACUGAUCAAGGUGGGUACUGAUUUGGAAACAGACCGUUUGCCUUGUUUGCUAAAAUGCUCUCACUUUAUCUAACUUGUAGAGUCACAGAGCAUGUGGACAAAUGCCUUUAACAUUUGCACCUUGCACUCAGCUGGGUAAAACAAAAAAUUAGUAAAGACAGGCUAAGGGCUGCAGUGGGUUUCACAUAUAUAUGGAUAUAAAAUCUCUUAAAUAAUGUUUUGUCUUACUUCCCUUUUCUUCAGGUAACCAAAAUAAAAAUGAUUUUACAACUAGAUGUUGUGCUUGCCGCUUCUCCUCCUCCCCCUAAAAACAGUACAAAAAAGGGUCUGCAGCCACCUGCAUUCUUAUCUCACAAUCAAUCUCUGAGCUGGUAA
Podarcis lilfordi (Lilford's wall lizard) is the source of this 14195-nucleotide messenger RNA. Lineage: Eukaryota; Metazoa; Chordata; Lepidosauria; Squamata; Lacertidae. The record is from the annotation of a GenBank genome assembly.